AUGGUGGUUCCUUCGACGACGCCGGUGCGCCAAGAGACAGCGGCGGCGGCGGCGUCCCACGGCAGCGGCAUACCGACGGUGGACAUGUCCGCGCCGGGCGGCCGCGGCGCGCUGUCGCGGCAGGUGGCGCGCGCGUGCGCGGAGCACGGCUUCUUCCGCGCCGUGAGCCACGGCGUGCCGCCGGGCCCCGCCGCGCGGCUGGACGCCGCCACGUCGGCGUUCUUCGCGCUGGCGCCGCACGACAAGCAGCGCGCCGGCCCGCCGAGCCCGCUCGGCUACGGCUGCCGCAGCAUCGGCUUCAACGGCGACGCCGGGGAGCUCGAGUACCUGCUCCUCCACGCCAGCCCGGCCGCCGUCGCGCACAGGGCAAGGUCCAUCGACACCGAUGACCCCUCGCGCUUCAGUACUGUGGUGAACGAUUAUGUGGGAGCAGUGAGGCAGCUUGCAUGUGACAUCCUGGACCUGUUAGGAGAGGGGCUAGGGCUCAAGGACCCCAGAUCCUUCAGCAAGCUCAUCACGGACACUGACAGUGACUCACUCCUGAGGAUCAACCACUACCCUCCAGCGUGCACCAUUCACAAGCUUGACCAUGACGACCAGUGCAAGAUGAAGAGCAUUGUCAGGACCAAGAAUGGCAAUGGUCUGAACUCGUCAGCAGGUGCUCGGAUUGGGUUCGGUGAGCACUCUGACCCGCAGAUCAUUAGCUUGCUCCGAGCAAACGACGUCAAUGGCCUGCAGGUGCUUCUACCAAACAGCGAUGGCAAGGAGGUGUGGGUUCAGGUGCCGGCCGACCCAUCAGCAUUCUUCGUCAAUGUUGGUGACCUCCUCCAGGCUCUGACAAAUGGGAAGUUGGUAAGUGUCCGGCACAGGGUAAUUGCAAGCGCUUGCAGGCCAAGGCUGUCCACGAUCUACUUUGCAGCACCACCAUUGCAUACACGAAUUUCGGCCCUCCCAGAGACGAUCACAGCCGACUCACCAUGCCAGUACCGACCCUUCACCUGGGCCGAGUACAAGAAGACAAUGUACUCGCUUCGCCUGAGCCACAGCCGCCUUGAUCUAUUCCAAGUCGGCGAUGAUGACAACAGCAAUGUCGGCAAAGGAGAACAAGAAUAGGGAGCACUUACUGAACUGUAGGCAGCCUGUAUGGUGGGGACUAGGUAGGUAGAAUUGUCCCCAAAAUUUUGGCUCUCUGGUUUCCAUUGCCAGAUACCUCGGUGUUAUGAAGGUGUAGGGUUGCGAGUCUGCGAAUGUGUAAGAGUAAUUAGCA
Panicum hallii is the source of this 1267-nucleotide messenger RNA. RefSeq names its product gibberellin 2-beta-dioxygenase 1-like. The record is from RefSeq and is a predicted model, not a curated record. NCBI's taxonomy places the organism in Eukaryota, Viridiplantae, Streptophyta, Magnoliopsida, Poales, Poaceae. Gene Ontology annotation, biological process: gibberellin catabolic process; response to light stimulus. The coding region runs from base 1 to 1113 and encodes 370 amino acids. The transcript has 3 exons.